UUUGUCGAGCAGUAUUUUAUUGAAAAUCAUCAUCAUAUUGCUGCCUUAAUCGUUGAGCCUCUGAUUCAAUGUGCCAAUCAGAUGUUUUUUUACGCGCCAGCUUAUUUGCAAGGGUUGGUCGCCUUGUGUCGGCAAUAUGAAAUUCAUGUGAUUGCCGAUGAAAUUGCGGUUGGUAUGGGGCGAACUGGGACGUUAUUUGCUUGUGAACAAGCGGGUAUUUGCCCUGAUUUGAUGUGUUUGUCCAAAGGUAUUAGUGGAGGAACUUUACCUUUAUCUCUGGUUUUGUCCCGAGACGAAAUUUACCAUGCUUUUUUAGGUGAGGAACCCAAGCAAGCCUUUUUACACUCUCACUCGUAUAGUGGCAAUGCCUUAGCGUGUCGCGCCGCUGUCAAAACGUUAUCUUUAUUGUUAGAUGAGGGUGUUUUAGAGAGUGUUUCAAGUAAAGGCAAUAAAAUCAAAAUGUUAAUUUCUAAUGCAUUAUCAGGCAGAGCUGUGAAAAACCUAAGGCAAUUAGGGAUGAUCAUCGCAUUUGAUGUGAUAAAUGCCCCACCUGAUUUUGCACAACGCUUUUUUCAAAUAGCCUUAACGCAUCAAGUGAUGAUUCGCCCCAUUGGUGACACCGUUUAUAUUAUGCCCAGUUAUCUGAUAACGGAUUGUGAAAUUGAAAUUUUAAUCGAUGGGAUUGUUAAAACUUUGCAGGAGAUAGGUACGGAUACCGAAAUUGGAAAAACAUGGGUAUCAGCUUCGCUGUUAUAUGCUUUAAAGCAAGCAGGUGUUGAUUGUAUUGGUAUGAAGCCAGUGGCGAGCGGUGCGCAAAAAAUUUCUGGACAAUGGGUUAACGAGGAUAGCUCUUUACAUUUAUGGGCGUGUCGUUUACGUAAUGCGCCCAUUGAUCUGAUCAAUCCUUAUAUUUUUGAGGAGGCGAUAGCUCCACAUAUUGCUGCGGAACAUCAAGGCGUUAAAAUUAGAAAAAGUGUUAUUUUGAAUGCUUAUGUUUAUUUAAAGAAGAGUUACCCACGUUAUUGUGUGGUGGUCGAAGGCGCUGGUGGGAUUUUAGUGCCUUUGAGUGCAAAAUGGAAUAUGGCCAAACUUGCCCAAAAAAUGGAACUACCCAUUGUGUUGGUGGUUGGGAUUCGGUUAGGGGCAAUUAACCAUGCUUUAUUGUCUUACGAGCUGAUUUUGCAGAAAAAUUUACCUUGGGCAGGGUGGGUGGCUAAUGUGGUGGACGCAAAUUUAUCGGCUCAUCGGUCUUUACUGGAAAGUCACCUAGCCUUUUUGCAAGCUAAAAUGGGCAAACCAUUGGCG
Darwinula stevensoni is the source of this 1305-nucleotide messenger RNA. The record is from the annotation of a GenBank genome assembly. Lineage: Eukaryota; Metazoa; Arthropoda; Ostracoda; Podocopida; Darwinulidae.